CAGUCAGUCGCACGAGAGCCUCCGACGUGUGAGGGUGUCUCCUCGCGCUCCGCGUGCGUUCAACCGCCGCCGCUCGCUCUCUCUUUCUCUCUCUCUCUUUUUCUCUUCCUCCCCUCAUGUUUUUCCCCCCGACCCGCGAGGACGACGACGACGACCACGCGUCAUCUCACUGCCACUAGCAUAAUAGUUAAUGUAUUAACUACCAACACUGCCGCCCGAGUGUAUAUGUGCGAACGCGCGCGCGCGCUUGCGAUAUCGUGAUAAUAGAGAGAGAGAAGAUCCGGAGUGCACUUCAGGACGUUCGACGAGAGUGCGCACUUGUUUGCGCGCGAGUGCUCGUUCGCGGUGCCCCUCUUUCUCUCCCUCGCGUGUUCUCUCUAUUGUGUUCUACGUAAUCACUGCCGGAAGCGCGCGCUCGAGCCAACAAACGGCCCGACGAGAGUUUAUAUCGUCGGUGCCAUGGGACGUCGCUGAAAACGAAGAACUCGCGUCGGGGGGGAAGAAGGAAGAAGAAGAGUGCAGCAGCGGAAGCGAGGAGGAGGAGAAGUGGGAGAACUUGUGUAUACAAUUUUUAUCGACGACGCGCCAGUUGAGAUUUAAAUCGUCAUCGCCGCCGCUGCUGGGAGAUUUAAAUGGGCCGUGAAAGCGUUCCAGCAGGUGCUAUGGGUGGAACCGGGAUUUCCGCGGGCCUGCGAGGUUCACCUACGGCUCGGCUUGAUGCUGAAGGUCCACGCUGAGUUCGACGCCGCCUUGAAGCACCUGACCCUCGCCCUGAUCGACGCCACCACACCUGCCUCCUUCUCCAAGCUCGAGAUAAAAUUCCACAUUGCUCACUUGUACGAAGUUCAAGGCAAGUACCGGCUGGCCAAGGAGCACUACGAGGCUCUGCUGAAGGAAAAAGUACUGCCGUUGCAUCUCAAGGCCGACAUCUGCCGUCAGCUGGGAUGGAUGUACCACGUGGUUGAUUGCUCUGUGCUGGGCAUAACAAGGCAGCAGAAGCAGACUGCAGCUAUUCACUGUCUUCAAAAGUCCAUCGAGGCCGAACCUAAGAGUGGUCAGAGCCUCUAUCUCCUGGGUCGCUGUCUAGCCGCUUCCGGAAAGGUCCACGAUGCGUUUAUCGCGUACAGAAAUUCAGUCGAAAAAUCGGAAGGUAACGCGGACACAUGGUGCAGCAUAGGCGUUCUGUAUCAGCAGCAGAAUCAGCCUAUGGAUGCGCUGCAAGCCUACAUAUGUGCCGUGCAAUUAGACAAAACGCACUCGGCUGCUUGGACUAAUCUGGGAAUAUUGUACGAAAGUGUCAGUCAACCGAAAGACGCUCUGGCCUGUUACGUCAACGCAUCUAGGGGAAACAGCAGCGCAGCGAAUUGCACGGGCCCAUUUCUGGGCCUGGGUGGCGUCAAGUCCGGUGGCAACAACCCGAUGAACCCGUCCCUCCAACAGCGCAUCAACUUUCUGCAGAGUCACCUAAGUCAAGCACCAAUGCCUUCUGUCGCUGCCAAAAAGCGGCAUUUGCCGUCGAUCGAAGAUGCUUGGAAUCUGCCGAUCAGUGCAGAAAUUACCAGCCGGCAGCAGCAGCAACAGCAACAGCAACAACCCGGCGGACCCUCAUAUAAAUAUGGCGCAACACCUACCGGUCCUCCGCCUCCUUAUCCUCAAGCUCAAGUACAGAACACCAAGCGAUUUAAGACGGACGAGGCGAUAUCAGCCGCUCCGCAGCAGCGACCGCCGCCGUAUUACAUGUCGUCGCAGCAGCUCCAAAUGUUGCACUUUCUGCAGCAAAAUCACGGCAGUCUGACGCCGCAGCAGCAGGCCCUAUUCGUCCAGCUGCAGCAGCAGUAUCGCGCGAUGCAGCAACAUCAGCAGCACAUAAGGCUGCAGCAAGCGGCGGCGCAGCGGGGCCUAAGGCCAGGGCAGCCCGGUCAUCCCACGGCCUACGGCGGUCAUCCUCAGAACCUCGGACAGUCGUCGGGUGUUAUCAAGAACUACGGGAUACCCCAACAACCGCUGCAGCAAGGAGGUACGGUGGCGCUGCAGACAGGCUUCUCCGACAGUAACGUCGGUUACAACACGGCGGCGACCGGGAACACCACGCAGUCACCAGGCAUGCCUUACAAAUCCGCCUCCGAUCCCGCUUACCCGCCUCAGAAGCAGCAGAUCGCGGCUGGCGGCGCCCAGUACGGCGGCCAGUAUCCGCAGCAGCCGAAUCAGUACGCUGCUCAGGGUUACACGCAGGUCUCGUCGGCCGGCAGCGGUUACCCGGAGAAUUCCACGGCGGCUGCAGCGAACAAGGACAAUCUGGACAUGACGGAUCAGGAGUUGCAGGCGCUGCUGUCGCAGAAAGACAUUGCGACGUCACUAGCGGAGGAUCUUCUCAAGCACUUCGGCUCUGAUGGUUUAGACACCGUCGUGAAGGAGGAACCGUCGAGUGGCGCCGUCAACGACAGCGGCACGUUGAGCUCCGGUCCGUUCUCGCCGUCGAAUCUCGAGGAGAACGCCGUGGAAAAGCUGAAGGAGGUGAUCAAGCUGGAGAAGCCGGAGGAGGCUUCUUGCCACUUGAAAUCGGAGGCUGCGUCGACGACACCAGCGACGACGGCGACGACUACGACGACGAUAGCGGCGGUGAAGUGCGAGUCGACGGCGGCGACGACGGUGAAGAGCGAGACGACGACGUCUUCCUCCUCGUCGUCAUUGUCCUCCAGCGCGACGACGACGACGACGACGCCGAUGACGAGCAGGAGCAGUGAGGCUGCGAAUAUCAACAUUUCUAAGGCUGCAGAACCGACGAUGAUGAAUCUGAAGCUCGAAUCCUUAUGCGAGUCGCAGCCGGAGCAGGAGCUGAGCAUUGAGAUGGACGCUAGAACGCUGAUAGAGGCGUGCAAGGGUCAGGGGUUGAACGGCGUGCCGAAUUGCUCGAUACUGAGCGACCGUUCGCCGCCGCCGGCGCCUCCGGAUCCGCCCAGUCAGCGACUGACGAAGGAACAAUUGCUGCCACCGACACCCAGCGUCUAUCUGGAGAACAAGAAGGACGCGUUCAGUCCGCAGCUGCAAGAGUUCUGUCUGAAGCACCCGAUCGCGGUGAUACGCGGCCUCGCGGCCGCGCUCAAGCUAGACCUGGGUCUGUUCUCGACCAAAACCCUGGUCGAGGCGAACCCGGAUCACGGUAUCGAGGUGCGCACCCAAAUGCAGCAGACCAGCGAGGAGAAUUGGGACCACACGCUCAACAAGAAGGUCUGGAAUUGUAUCAGCCAUCGGAGCCACACGACGAUCGCCAAGUACGCGCAGUACCAGGCCUCGAGUUUCCAGGAGAGCCUGAGGGAGGAGAAGGUUCAGGGCGGUGGCAUACACGCGUCUAAUCUGUCGGACUCGGACUCGAAGGACAGUACUGGUCAGACUGUCAGACGGAAGAAGAACACCUUCGGUCUGACCGGUCGACCAGGAACCAAGAUGCUGCGCUUUGGUACCAACGUGGAUCUGUCGGAUGAGAGGAAAUGGAAGCCGCAGCUACACGAGCUCAUGAAACUGCCAGCCUUCGCUAGAGUGGUCUCAGCCGGCAACAUGCUCAGUCAUGUCGGUCACGUGAUCUUGGGGAUGAACACUGUGCAGUUAUACAUGAAGGUGCCAGGCAGCAGAACACCCGGCCACCAGGAGAACAACAAUUUCUGCUCGAUCAACAUCAAUAUCGGACCAGGUGAUUGCGAGUGGUUCGCGGUGCCGGAUGCUUACUGGGGCAUGAUAUGCUCGCUCUGCGAGCGCAACGGCAUCAGUUACUUGCACGGCAGCUGGUGGCCGAACCUGGACGACCUGUAUGAGGAGAACAUCCCGGUGUACAGGUUCCAUCAGCGACCGGGCGACCUCGUGUGGGUGAACGCCGGUUGUGUGCACUGGGUUCAGGCGGUUGGCUGGUGCAACAACAUCGCGUGGAAUGUCGGGCCACUCACGGCUAGGCAGUACCAGCUCGCGAUCGAGCGCUACGAGUGGAACAAGUUGCAAGCAUUCAAGUCGAUUGUGCCGAUGGUGCAUCUCUCGUGGAACCUGGCGCGCAACAUCAAGGUGUCGGAUCCGCGGCUCUUCGAGCUCAUCAAGAACUGCCUGCUGCGGACGAUGCGACAGUGUUGCUUGAUACUAGAGUUUGUGAAGAGCAAGGGAGUGGAGGUGCGCUUCCACGGACGCGGCAAGAACGAGGCCUCGCACUAUUGCGGCCAAUGCGAGAUCGAGGUGUUCAACAUCCUAUUCAUCCGCGAGCAGGAGAAACGUCACGUGGUGCACUGCAUGGAUUGCGCGCGCAAGCAAUCCCCGUCGCUGGAGGGCUUCGUCUGCCUGGAGGAGUAUCGGAUGCGCGACCUGAUGGACGUCUACGACGGCUUCGCUCUGCACACGCCGCAGGUCGCCACCACCGCUGCCUCCGUCACCACCACCUCCUCCUCGUCGUCAUCCUCUUCGUCGUCGGCGGCCGCGGUCGCGGUCGCGGCGGCCGCCGCCGCCGCGGCGAUGUCCCAGACCCAGAUGUCGCAGACCCAGAUCGGCCAGUCCUCCUGAGAUUACAUGCAACACAUAUACCUAGACUUUCUCAGCACGCUGCAACAGUAGUGAUCACCACCAUCCGGGAAACGCGAAUUUUUCCCGGAUGGUCACUGUUGCUAGGCGUUAUCGCUCUUGUAUAACGAGAGGAGAAGCUCUCGUGCGAUAAGCAUCGUCAGUGUACCUGAGAGCUUCGCGAAAAGAACCGGGACCGGCUCGUCGAAGGUUCCUCUUGGACGCUCGUCCACGAAUUCUUCGAACAUGGCGGGCGAAGCGUUUGACCGAAGUAAAAAUCAUCGAGUAUGGAAAAAAAUGUUGAGAAGACUGGAAAUGUCUCUUCCAAGGAACAUUUGUUUUUUCUCAAAUUGACAUCUGAGAUCACGCUUCGUCUCGUCGUGUCGAAUGUACAUUUUUCUCGCGAUUUGUGUACAACACGAAGAAAGAGAAGGGUUCUUAUUAGCGCAGUUUGUACAAAAUCUAGUUGGCUUAUCUUUUCUAAAGAAGAAGAAUGAGGGGAAAAAUAAUUUCCUUCUUUAUAUAGCUCUCGGGUAUCGACUUGGAGAAGACUGUAGGAUAACUUUAAUGAAGAAAAGAACGUCAUGCGAUCGUUUCUCUUUCGGAUAGUUAUUCUUUCACUGGAUUCGAGACCCUCCUUAUCAUCGUACAAUUAAUCAUUAUCGUCGCGAUCGAAGAAGCAGCGGACGAAUUUAAUUUCGCGAAAAUCGUCCUCUUUUCAGUCUUCGUUCUCUUCGCAAUCGGUUGAUUUACACAAGACUUUCGCGGUAACGUGAUUCACUGCCACUUACGAAGACGCUGAGAUGUGAAAGAAAAAAAAGAGAGAUUAGCCGUAUAUAUUAUAUGUAUUAUACGUGUGUGAGAGGAAUGAAUUGAUCGUUGUUAGGAAAAUAUGCGUAUGAAGUACUGCCGUACGUGGAACUGCUCAAACUAUUUGUACAUUUUUGUAUGCAAAAUUGUCGAGAGGAAAAAAGAAGAAAAAAGAAAAUUAGCGGGGAUGUCUCUACUGCCAACUACACGUCAUCUCUCGAUCGAGAUGAGAGACGUUUUGGAUUUCUUGUCGCGUGAAAUUUAUGUGUGAGCCUCCACUUGCGCAAGCAUGAGUCUUCAAAAGGCUCGACUGUCAAAUGUUUGAUCGAAAUUAAUGAAUGAAGAAAUUAGAAACAUAGGAUCUGACAAGACAGAGAAAAAUAAUGGAAGUCUGAGGCUUCGUGUGUGUGAUUUAGAAUUGACUCUUCUGUCGAUGAACGAAUAUCCGGGUGCCUGAAGCAACUUUGAUUGUUAAAAACGUGUCGGAACCCUUUUUUGCCUGAAACGAAAUACAGAAUGGGCAUUUGUAUUCGGACACUAUUCUAAAAUAUAACGGGAAAGACUGUUCGAUGCCCAGCAGUUGUUGUAAAAAAAUUGCUCGGCUCGGAUAUUUUGUGCAUCGAUGAAAAUUAUGACAGAAGGGUUGAGUAAAAUUGUAAAAUUUUUGAAUUUUGCCACAUUUAUUCUCGCGCAAAUUACUUUAGCUAGCUUUUGCCGCAAAGUAUAAAAAAAGAACUUUCGUCUCUCAAAAAUUCUCGAUUUAAAUCGAGAUUUAAUAAAAACCAAAAGAAAGAAGAGGCAAAAAUAUAUAUGUACAUAUACGCGCGCAGGGCGAUGAUAUGCGAGAGUUUUUCGCGAGGAGAAGAAGGAGAGAGAGCUUCUGUUCAUCAGGUUAUAACUUUUAAGAGAACACACGUACCUUUUCACUCACAGAGUCUCGUCAAUUCAGAUUCACGGCGUUCGCAGCCGAUGCUACGUGCCAGAUCGCCACCUUGUAUAUUAAUCGAGUUCGAUUCGAGGAAAUUAAAGGUCGAAUCGGACACGGAACGGUUUCAGGGUCCUCUUCACUGCACUCGCACAUUUUUAUAUCGAAGAAGAUAAUGUACUGAAGAUAUACUGAAGAUAAAAAAUAAUUUUUUCGCAUUUAAUAGGCGAGAAGAAAAAAAGAAGAAAAAAAGAUGUAGUGAAGAGACCUCUUCACUGUAAUCGCACAUUUUUAUA
Molecule: messenger RNA, 6564 nt
Organism: Nylanderia fulva
Lineage: Eukaryota; Metazoa; Arthropoda; Insecta; Hymenoptera; Formicidae
Gene: Utx
Product: Utx histone demethylase
Biological process (GO): regulation of gene expression
Cellular component (GO): MLL3/4 complex
Molecular function (GO): protein binding; histone H3K27me2/H3K27me3 demethylase activity; RNA polymerase II cis-regulatory region sequence-specific DNA binding
Source: RefSeq, a predicted model, not a curated record